This is a messenger RNA of Rotaria sp. Silwood2, 449 nucleotides long. Lineage: Eukaryota; Metazoa; Rotifera; Eurotatoria; Philodinida; Philodinidae. The record is from the annotation of a GenBank genome assembly.
AUUCACUUAAAGGUGGAAAACGUGUUAUUGCUAAACUUGAACUACGCAUUCAUGAAUUAGAAACUGAAAAUGAAUUAGAACAAAGUCGUCAUCAAGAAACACUCAAGGAAUUACGUAAAAAUGAUCGACGUUUGAAAGAACUUGCAUUUCAUACUGAAGAAGAUCGUAAGAAUCAAUUACGUUUAAAAGAUCUUACUGAAAAAUUACAAUCAAAAGUUAAAGUCUAUAAACGUCAAGUCGAAGAAGCUGAGGAAAUUGCUGCAAUGAAUUUAGCUAAAUUUCGUAAAAUUCAAGUAGAACUUGAAGAAUCAGCUGAACGUGCUGAUUUAGCUGAAAACCAACUUGGAAAAUUUCGCGCCAAAAGUCGAUCAUCAGUUAGUGUCAGUCGUACCUCUGAAACUCAUGAAUCAAGUGUAGCCAUCCGUGCCAGUUCAGUUCGUCAACGUUAA